CUCCCUCCCUCUCUCUAUAUAAUCCCCUCCCUCUCUCUUUUUCUCCUUUCGUAGCUCUCUCUCUCUCAUUAAGUGAAGUUCUCUCGCUUUCGAUCUCUCAACGGUGGAGGACGGUGGAGUUGACGAUGGCGAAGAUGGGAGGUAGAGGCCGUUUGUCGCGAUAACGGUUCUAAUUACUGUUCGUUGGUUGGGUUGAGUGUUUUCUGACACUCAACCUCACCGGAAUCCACAAAGAAAGCUCUGCGAAUACAACAGAAAAGGCGGUUGGUGUUCGUUUUCCAGAUCCCUUUGGUAUCACUCCCACUCAUGAGCUGAUAAAUGGAAAAGGACGUGAGAGAAAUCUUCAGCCGUUCAGGACCUUUCCACCUAAAAUCGCCAGACUGGGAUAAUCCUGACCAUAGAAGAUCCAUUGCUGCAAGCUUAAUACAAGGAGUGAAAGUCCUAGAACGCGAUCGCCAGAAGAAGCGCGAUGGGCCUCAAGCUGAAGCUCCUCCUUGGUGGGACUUCUUCAAUUUCCAGCUUAUUGACCGUCUAGUCGACAUUGAAGACAAUUCCAUCUGUGGUGCUAUUUAUGAACUCAAGUCCUUCACUCACAAUGCCCCUCAAUAUGUAGUCGCGUUUCGUGGCACACUACUCAAGCUGGACACCAUAAGGUGUGAUCUCAAGCUGGACGCCAAGUGCAUCAAGAACAGACUGCACAACACCUCACGCUUCGAGCUUGCAAUGCAGGCUGUCCACAACAUAAUUUUGAAAGCUGGUGGAUCAGCUACUGAUGUUUGGUUAACUGGAUAUUCUCUGGGGUCAGCUAUUGCAUUGCUUGCAGGUAAAGAAAUGGCCAGAAAUGGCCAUCGUAUUGAAACUUACCUCUUCAGUCCACCCUUCUUGUCUGAGCCGAUGGAAAGGAUCAAUAACGACAAGUUGAAGAAAGUGAUUCGCUACACAAGCAGUUUUCUCAGGGCUGGACUUGCAAUUACAAUAAAGGGUACUUGUAAUCCAGAUGAGGAAUUUGUUAGAUUAUCUUCUUGGUUUCCUCACUUAUUCGUGAAUGCGGACGAUUAUAUUUGUUGUCCCUAUAUUGAUUAUUUCGAGCACAGAAUGAAAAUGGAUGGCAUUGGAGCCGGCAGAUUUGAGAGACUUGCAACACAGAAUUCCAUGACAGCUUUGUUAUCAACUGCAUUUGGGAAGGACGAUAGAGAACAUCUGCAUUUGAUUCCUUCAGCAAUUGUGACUACUAAUCUUGAAAAUUCCCCAAAUUUUAAAAGACCUCAUGGAAUUGAGCAAUGGUGGGAUCCUAGCUUUAAAGGACAGUCAAUCCGGUACCAGUUUACCUAGAUGAUAGUCUCAAUAUAAACGGUGUUUGAUGGAUGAAAGGGGGCUGCCCACGCUAUAUAGUUUUAUUACACAGCCUUGGAUAAAUUUAUUUUUAUUUUAAAAAACUGUAUUUGUAUAUUGAUGGUUUUGAAGAAUCCAAUGAUAUGUUAAGACUAUAUUUAUAUUUUGAUUGUUAAGUGAAUACUA
This is a messenger RNA of Tripterygium wilfordii, 1518 nucleotides long. Its product is annotated as GDSL esterase/lipase At4g10955-like. Lineage: Eukaryota; Viridiplantae; Streptophyta; Magnoliopsida; Celastrales; Celastraceae. The record is from RefSeq and is a predicted model, not a curated record. Gene Ontology annotation, biological process: lipid metabolic process. The coding region runs from base 319 to 1332 and encodes 337 amino acids. The transcript has 3 exons.